UUGUGCGGUAAACAGAAAGCGCGUCUUUACUUGGGGAAUUGACCAAAACGUAGCUCUUAAACAUUGCCCCAGCUGACCUCCAAGAGCAGACACUACCGUCGUUCAACAAGAGGAUCAGGAUGAGCGAGAGCAGUGACCUCACAGACCAUGUGACCUGCACCAUCAAGGCUUCUGUGAACCUACAGAUCGGCGACACCAAAACAGAGAUUUCCCAGUCGGGUGUGUCCGUGGUCGACAUCAACCUGCCCUUCGGAAAGACUGUCAAUAUCGAGGACAUCACCUUUAAGAACUACUACUGUGCCUUUGUGAGCGUGCGGGUCCUGAAGCGGACCCCCGGCCAGGAGGCCCAGUGGUCCACGGCCCUCAGGGACCUCCCUCUCAUGGAGAACCCCCACACCGAGGCCGGGUCACAGGACUACUACUCCAUCCACCGGGACCAGAUGCUGCUGGUGCCCGACGACGUGGUGUCAGUCAGACUCGUCCUGAGACAGCCCUCCUCAGCCUGGCUGACCUUUAACCUGGAAGACAUCAAAAUACACCCGCACACCCAACCGGCCCCUGUGAAAGAAGUUUCCGAUUGGUUGUCGGAUUUAACCCUCGUUGACCAACACCUGAAUAUGGAGGGUCUCCCGGACCCCCAGGCCGUGUCGUCCAGCAUCCAACAGAUGUGGGCGUUGACCGAGGUGAUGCAGACCAAUCAGACCACCGCGUCCAUCGGCCGCUUCGACGUGGACGGAUGCUACGACAUCAACCUGCUCUGCCUGACCUGAGGCCGGUGGUCGUACGGAGGCUGGCUGGAGCCAGGAUGGAGGGCUGUCGGAGAGACUGAGCCAUGCAUGUCCUUGUGUCACACGUACUGAACACAGCCAGGGGGAGGAACAGACAAUGACCAAAUGUGGUCUUGCUCCGUCACAAAGUGAGGUUAUAGGAACCGAACUGUCCAAUUCUGGCCGAUCACAUGACCCUGGCCCUCAGCCAAUCACAGACACUCCUUACAUUUUAUUUUGUGUAUCAUUAGAGAAACCGAAACGUCUUUGGAGAGAAAUAAAAUCAUACAAUGUGAAAUAUUCAACACAUGGAAUUAUAUAAUGGAUAUCAUCAAACAUUGUUCAGUAUUGUGACGUACAUGUAUAACGUAAGGUUAAGAAAUAUAUAAUACUAGUGCAUUUAUACUAAUAUUGCACUAUCUAACACAUCUAAUACACGAUAACACUAUAAAUAACAGAGAAGUGAAUAUUGCAUUGGUCAUGCUUCUGAGAUUGUAAUAACUGCAGGGGGUUCGUUGUCCAUCGUUGGGGCCGGUUGGUCUAGUGUUAAGGAUCUAACUCCCUGCCUACCUGCUUUUUAUGAGCUGAACACUCACAGACUAAAUAGUAAUAGCUGCAUGGGGGUAUUAAAUGUCCUGUUUCAUCGCUGGCCAGAGGGCACUGAGAACUCUGCGGAGGGCUAUUCAGAGAUUAGAAUCAGAGCUCUCGGAGGUUCUGAGCUCUCUCUGGGACUCUGAGGGCAUCCACACCAUCUUGAGCAUGUCUCUGUUCAUUUGUACCGAGUGUACCAGAUCACCAGCAUUGGGAAACUGCUGAGAAGAUACCAUUAUAGUUGGACUCUUCAUUAGCAUUUUCCUAGCGUAUCGCAGCUAAUCCAAAUGCUUGUUCAACUAAUGUUUAUAUAUAUAUAUAUAUAUGUAUUUAAACACAAAUAAUGUCCUAAUAAUGUAGUAAUAGUAAUGUUUAAGAUAAGGUUUACCCUAAUCAAUCCCAGGUGGGGCAUAUAAGAAAGUAUUACAUGAUUACAAGUUACAACUGAAACCCUCAGUUUAAGUGUCUUUUCAUCUGAAUACCGCCGUGUAUACCAGCCACCACCACCAGGGGGCAGUAAAGACUAUUACAAAAAAUAAGACGGAUGAGAGCAGAAGACUAUUUUGUUGCGUUAUUACAGUUUCCUCUUUUUUUAUUUUUGACAGCUCUGUGCCUUUCAUGUAUUCUCAUUUGUCGGCCGUGUCUAAAUAAAUGAUAGCGCUGGUGUGCCGUAGAGUGCAUGACUGAGCAGCUCAUUAAUAUUGAAUGUUGAAGGAUUCAUAUGGGGAUGGCUUUGCUCUACUUAAGUAGCAUGUGCUAUUUUUAUUAGCCUGAACUUAGCUCGAAAAAAGUCAGUUCUCUUCCUUCCCUCCUUCAUCCUUUCUUCUUCAGGUGGCAAUGUCUGCUU
Gadus chalcogrammus (walleye pollock) is the source of this 2205-nucleotide messenger RNA. RefSeq names its product nicolin 1 (gene nicn1). Gene Ontology annotation, cellular component: nucleoplasm. Bases 120 to 770 code for a protein of 216 amino acids. The transcript is spliced from 7 exons. Lineage: Eukaryota; Metazoa; Chordata; Actinopteri; Gadiformes; Gadidae. The record is from RefSeq and is a predicted model, not a curated record.